GCAGGCAUUGAGGGAGGACCAGAAGAUGCACUGGAAAUCCUGAAAUGCUGUAUUUGGAAGAGCUAACCCUGGAGCAGGGGAUUACAGAGUGUCCAGAGAAUGCCGGCCACCUGCAGGAUGACCUGCACCCACUAGAAUGCCUGGAUGGUUCAAAAAGGUGUGGUAUGGGCUAUCAUCUUUACUCAGCUUCUCCUCCUUUAUCCUGAUCAUCAUUGCCCUGGCAGCGCCCCACUGGCUGAGUGGGAAAAUCCUUUGUCAGACUGGAGUGGACCUGGUCAAUGCCACUGAUCCAGAGCUGGUCAAGUUCAUUGGCGAUAUUUACUACGGGCUCUUCCGAGGAUGUAAAGUUCGACAGUGCGGGCUUGGGGGCCGCCAGUCCCAAUUCACGAUCUUCCCACACCUGGUGAAGGAACUCAAUGCAGGCCUCCACGUGACAAUUCUGCUGCUCCUCUUCUUGGCUUUGGCCCUGGCUCUGGUCAGCAUGGGCUUUGCCAUUCUCAACAUGAUCCAGGUUCCAUAUAGGGCAGUCAACGGCCCCGGGGGCAUCUGCCUAUGGAAUGUCCUGGCAGGUGGAGUCAUGGCAUUGGCCAUCACCAGCUUCAUGGCCGCGGUCAAGUUUCACGACCUCACCGAGCGCAUCGCCAACUUCCAGGAGAAGCUCUUCCGCUUCGUGGUGGUGGAGGAACGGUACGAAGAGUCCUUUUGGAUCUGCGUGGCCAGUGCCUCGGCGCACACCGCAAACCUGGUAGUGGUGGCGAUCAGCCAAAUUCCACUCCCGGAGAUUAAGACCAAAAUCGAAGAGGCCACAGUCACGGCUGAGGAUAUCCUGUAUUGAUCGCCCUCUGCGGCUCACACCC
Molecule: messenger RNA, 857 nt
Organism: Leptonychotes weddellii (Weddell seal)
Lineage: Eukaryota; Metazoa; Chordata; Mammalia; Carnivora; Phocidae
Gene: CLRN2
Product: clarin 2
Source: RefSeq, a predicted model, not a curated record